Procambarus clarkii (red swamp crayfish) is the source of this 543-nucleotide messenger RNA. The record is from RefSeq and is a predicted model, not a curated record. Lineage: Eukaryota; Metazoa; Arthropoda; Malacostraca; Decapoda; Cambaridae.
AUGGAACAGAGUACAUUGUCAGGCGCCGUUGUUCCAGGCACGGUUGUUCCAGACCCCGUUGUUCCAGGCACUGUUGUUCCAGACCCCGUUGUUCCAGGCACUGUUGUUCCAGACCCCGUUGUUCCAGGCACGGUUGUUCCGGACCCCGUUGUUCCAGGCACGGUUGUUCCGGACCCCGUUGUUCCAGGCACGGUUGUUCCGGACCCCGUUGUUCCAGGCACGGUUGUUCCAGACCCCGUUGUUCCAGGCACGGUUGUUCCGGACCCCGUUGUUCCAGGCACGGUUGUUCCAGACCCCGUUGUUCCAGGCACUGUUGUUCCAGACCCCGUUGUUCCAGGCACUGUUGUUCCAGACCCCGUUGUUCCAGGCACCGUUGUUCCAGACCCCGUUGUUUCAGGCCCCGUUGUUCCAGGCACCGUUGUUCCUGACCCCGUUGUUCCAGACCCCGUUGUUCCAGGCACCGUUGCUCUACACAGACUGGCCCCAUUGUCGUCAACGGGUCAAUGGGACCACUCGUACGUUUCUUCACUCAUUCACAAGUAA